AUGAGCAGCUUCCAGCUGGAAGACUUUGUGGCGGGCUGGAUCGGAGGUGCAGCCAGUGUCAUUGUUGGCUACCCACUGGACACAGUCAAGACUCGUCUACAGGCUGGUGUGGGCUUCGGGAAUACACUCAGCUGCAUCCGCAUGGUGUACAGGAGAGAAAGUGUGUUCGGUUUCUUCAAAGGCAUGUCCUUCCCUUUGGCCAGCAUCGCUGUCUACAACUCGGUGGUGUUUGGGGUCUUUAGUAACACACAGAGGUUCCUCAGCCAGCACCACUGCGAGGAACCUGAGACCAGCCCUGGCCGCAGCCUGUCUGACUUGCUCCUGGCCAGCAUGGUGGCUGGCGUGGUCUCUGUCGGGCUGGGCGGGCCGGUGGACCUCAUCAAGAUCCGGCUACAGAUGCAGACACAGCCAUUUCAGGAAGCCAGCCUCAGUUUGAAGUCCAGGGCGAUGGCUCUUGGGGAGCAGCCAGCAUACCAGGGGCCAGUACACUGCAUCACAACCAUCGUGAGGACUGAGGGCCUGGUGGGGCUGUACCGGGGAGCCAGCGCCAUGCUGCUGAGGGACAUCCCGGGCUAUUGCCUCUACUUCAUCCCCUACGUGCUCCUAAGUGAGUGGAUCACGCCCGAGGCCUGUGUGGGCCCCAGCCCCUGUGCUGUGUGGCUGGCGGGUGGCAUGGCAGGAGCAAUUUCCUGGGGUACAGCAACUCCUAUGGAUGUCGUGAAAAGUCGACUCCAAGCCGAUGGUGUCUAUUUAAACAAAUACAGAGGUGUCCUGGACUGCAUUUCCCAGAGUUACCAGCAGGAAGGUCUUAAAGUGUUUUUCAGGGGUAUCACAGUGAACGCUGUGCGUGGCUUCCCCAUGAGCGCGGCCAUGUUCCUUGGGUAUGAGCUCUCGCUACAGGCACUCCGUGGGGACCAUGCUGUGACAAGCCCGUGA
Molecule: messenger RNA, 936 nt
Organism: Castor canadensis (American beaver)
Lineage: Eukaryota; Metazoa; Chordata; Mammalia; Rodentia; Castoridae
Gene: Slc25a48
Product: solute carrier family 25 member 48
Biological process (GO): transmembrane transport
Cellular component (GO): mitochondrion
Molecular function (GO): transmembrane transporter activity
Source: RefSeq, a predicted model, not a curated record